CGGUCGUAUGUGACGUGUGCGCGAGCCUUGGAUCGCCCGAUUCUGGUCCGUCGUUGGCCCGACGUUGGAAUUCGUCGUACCGAAAUUGUUGGUUCUCUCGGUGUGAUCUGCUGAAGUGCUGCAUUUCCUGGUAGGUGUGUUUUUUUUUCUGCUGCUACCGGACGGAAACCUUCCCUCUUUCAGCUUGUGAUGGGCGGAUUCUGUUGGGAUUUCGGGGGAUAAUCUCGGUUCUAAUGUGGAGGAAGCGUUCUUUUUUUUUGUUUGCCCCGUGUGUUGUUCCGUGGUAAACCAUGGCUGUGAGUUGUGGGCCUGGUGACGAAAAGUGCGAAGUGUGCAAGUGAGAAGCGAAGGUGAACGUCAGCGCGUCCGAUGCAAGGUGAAAGGAAGAUGAUUUAACAGCUGGCGAACGGAAAGCAGGAAGUCGUGGGGGAUUAUGUGUCCCGCAUUCGGGAACGGGGGAGUAUAGUCGCUUCGUUGAAGAAAUAAUUGAGUAAAUCGAGUGUGUAUAAUUUGGCCCAGUGGAUUGCGGGGCAAAGGGGAAAGUGUUGCCCAUUAGAUUGCCUGUUGUGUGCUUAUCGGCGUGUGGGAAUCGAUCCUUUUGCUGUCGGAAGGAUUCAAGCAGAGAGCGGACGACGGCAGCGGUUUUGUGUGAAGAGAUCAAUAGAUUGUCUAAUCGCUUCGAGCGUUGGCGGCGUCGGGAGAAAGUAGAAUUGGUAGAAUUAGCGGCUGCCAGUGGAUUCCGAGAAGUGUUUAUAACUUUGCUUGGUGCUUUUGAAUUUCGCUACUACUCGUCGGAUGUUGAGUGUGGGCGAAAGGAUUCCCGUGCCAGGCAACCAUCAAAUAUAGAUUCCGUACGGAACGUGGAUGGAGAGUGCUCACGAAAAUCGAUAGAAGCGAAUCGAAAAGUGAUCAAAUUCAGUUGGUGAUUCUAAACAAUUUUCCUGCUCUCGUGUGUUCAAGAAUUCGUAUCCUUGCUGGUGCUUCAUUCAGUGGUAAGGCUCUUUCAUAACAGUGAGUGAAGAAAGUAACAAAAAAAACCCACAUCCCCUGGUGAGUUAUUUUGAAUCUGAGAGAAGAGGGAGAAGUUUACGGUAAAUUGAAAACCGAAAAAAAUCCAUAUUUGAAUAGAAAAUAAUAGCACUAAACUUGUUUGCUGUGAAAGUGGUGUUUGUUUGUGAGAAGGUGAACGCAAGGAUUUUUCAACCCAUCGCAUCUUUUGAAAGUAGAAUCUAAACCCCCGUUAUAGAGCACCGGCUUAGCAGGAGAGGACAUUUUCAGACAACCUUGUUUUUAAUAUAUGUACGUAAUCAUGCAAAUCCUAAUUCAAGAGGACAGACCGCAUCGAACAAGGUUUGUACCAAUCAAUCGUGUGCCUCUGUAAGGUCUCCCGACAACACGGCAACACGUCCUAUGGAGUGGGGGACAGGAAGUGAGCAAAGCGGUUGGGCCGGGUGCCACUGCCGGGCUUCGAGUACAAGGACCUAGACUAAACGGAACUAACUGAACCGAAGCACAGCCUGCUAACCCACCAGAACAAGCGGCACCCACUCGACGGCUGCUGCAGCAUCAUCAUCAUCAUCUCCGUCGUCGUCGUCGCCCCCGCCACCACCGCUGCCAACACCGAAAGCGAGUGAAAGCCACUGAAGGGUAUGCCGAUACAACAACUACCACCGAUCCGAGCGGGAAACAGCGGCGGAAGGAUACAAAAUUUAUGGAUUCGGCUAACGACAGCUGACAGCGGAGGCAAUAAUUUGUAAAACUUUCCAUCCAGUGGAGACCAGCAGGACCGGACCAGACGCAGUAACGGUGGCACCAUUUGCCAUCGACCAUCAGUACCACAGGACACCGGGCACCGGUCGUCCAGCUUUUCAGUGUGUCCGCGCCAGCAUCCGCCAUUAGAGUGAAAGUGACGAUCCGUGUGACAAUAGAGGAUGUGAGAUCCGAAAUAGAAUACAGAGAAGAAGAAGAACGAGAAGAAGAAAAAUAGCUGUCGCCCCACUGAGAUAAAACUCAGCGACAGCGAAAGCGAGAAACGAGAUAAACUUUUUAAUGGAAACGCCAAGUGCAACUUUAUCGUUCAACUAUGUUUAAUCGCCAAAAUGAUACAGUUCUGCUUAACAGUGCUUCUCCUACUGAUAACAUCGGCCUCCUGUGCUGACUGGAGCGCGAGCUGUCCGACCGGUUGCGUCUGCAAGUGGUCCAGUGGUAAGAAAUCGGCCCUCUGCAACAGCCUAGGGCUCAACUCGAUCCCCACGAAUCUGUCCACCGAGCUGCAGGUGCUGGUACUGAACGACAACAACAUUGCCUAUCUCAACCGAGAGGAAUUCACCAGCCUGGGGCUGGGCAACCUGCAGAAGAUCCACCUGAAGCACUCCCGGGUCAAGUACGUCCACCGGGAGGCGUUCAAGAACCUGAAAAUUCUGAUCGAGGUGGACUUGAGCGAGAAUGAGAUCCAAUCGCUGGACAAGCAAACCUUCGCGGGAAAUAACCGGCUGCGAAUCAUAAACCUGUACAGUAAUCCGUUGAAGCAGCUGGUGGCGGAUCAGUUCCCGGUACUGCCGUACUUGCGGAAUAUCGAUCUGCAUGACUGCCAGCUGAAUAGUGUGGCGGAGACGGCGUUCUCCAACCUGGAGCUACUAGAGUUCCUGGAUUUGACGAGGAAUCAGCUGCAGAGUCUGCCGCACUACGUGUUUAACCACAUGAAGAACUUGAAGACGCUAAUGCUGGAGGAAAACCUCUGGAACUGCGAUUGUCACCUCCGGCAGUUCCGGGGGUGGUACUUGAACAAUUCGCUUAACAAAAGAAGUCUAAGGUGUCACCAACCGUACAGUUUGAAAGACUUGACGUGGGAAUCGCUGGAGACGGAUCAGUUUGGCUGUAUGCCACAGUUGGAGAUCUAUCGGGACGAUGUGGACGAUAUCGAGGAUUUGGGGGCGAACAUCACCUACCGAUGUGUGGCGUUUGGCGAUCCGGAGCCCACGGUGACGUGGGAUCUCAACGGGAAAAUCGUGGAUCAGGAGAAUAUGAUGGUGGAGAGCGAACGGGUGGUGAAGUUCGAUGGCAAUGUAACGAUGUGGAGUAACUUGACGAUACUGAACAUCACAAGUAACGAUUCGGGGUAUUAUACGUGCACUGCCAGUAACAAGAUUGGAUUUGUAACCAAAAAUUUCAGCUUGAUACUGCCGGAAGUGGUGGAAAGAGUUAUUAUCAAAACACCGGAAACAUUCUGGUACUUUGGGCUUAUAUUGGGCAUAUUCGGGACAAUUUUUGGUCUUCUUUCGCUAUCGGUGGUGAUCUGUCUCUGCAAGAGGAAGCUACGGACGCGACGGAGAAAGAAGAAUAUCAAAAGUAGUGUGAGCUUCAAUGACCAGGAGAAGAAACUGCUUGACUUGAGUAUAACGACCAACGAGCGGCAAGAAUUCAGCGCCAGUGAUGUGAUGACUCCGUCGACCAAAACGGACUCCACGAUCGCCAUGGAGCCCGUACAGAUAACAAUCGAGUCAAUAGCCGCGAAGCGGGAGGAAUUUCCACUGAAUGUUGGGGUGUUUCCUCCUCCGCCCGAGUUCUGCUCCCAAAUGGUUCCAAAUCCGGCCUAUGGGAACAUCUUCAUAUCCGUUUCGGUUACACAGGAUGCACUGGACAACCCAGAACUUAAGAUGUACCCCGAUUUGCUGAACAUUCCGAACAGGUCCAAAGGCAAGUUGAUUCCAGUCAAUGUGUCAUCGUACGCAACGCUACCUCGCAAGAAUCGGCCAGCGUUGACGGCGGCAACAGCUCCCUCGAACAGCAGCCAGCCAUCUUCGCUAACUGCGGUACAUCCACAAGCGCUACAGACGCAGCAUCCGAACGCGUCUACCAGUGGCAUGGAAGCGUUGCAGCUGCAGGACACUAUCGUCAAUUACUCCAACAUCGAAGAGUCGUGCGAGAUAACUGGAUUCAGCAGUCCACCGACGGCCAUGUGUCAGGAGUGUAGUAAAAUUAUCAACUCCUCAGCCAAGAUGAACGCCCGGUUCAGUAAAGCCGAGCUGGUAAACAAAUGUGAGAACAGUUUUCCCUGCCUAAAGUACGACAACAUGGGUCGAAGGUACACAGCCAGUGGCAACUCCACGCUCUCACUUCCGGAUGGAGAUCGCCAGAUCGAACAGGAGAGUAUCUUCAUCAAGCAGGAAAUCGAACCGAUCAAGGAAAUCCCUACGCCACCCCUACAACCAGCGACCCCAACCGGUCCCAGUCCCAAUACACCGGGUCCUUCAUCCAUCAGCACGGCUGCCGUGUUUGUUACAGGAAAUGAUUUCGUCUCACUGUAGUAUCCCUUCCGCCAUCACACGAUAGUACAAACUUCAGCAUGCCCUCUCGGACCCUUCUCGAACGAUGACGUACGUAUCGGUAGAUGAUCUCUUGCAAACAUCUGGAAGAGUCACCGCAACUCAAGAACCGAACAAAAACGAACCACAAAGUGUGAUACAGAAUUAAAUAGUUAAGAUUAACAUAGAAACAAAACACGAAAUGGAAACAGAAUAGGGACUGCUUCAUUUCGCCCCCAACAGUAACUCACACACACACAGAGACAGUCUCGAAGGUAGUAGAACAAUGAACAUACAACAAAAUGUAGACCGAAAGCCUACGUCACAAGUUAAAAGUCAAACGAAACUUCUGAAAACUAUAGCCUAAUCAAACUGCUUAUACAAACACGGGAAAAUCAAAACAGUCAAUCAAAAAACAGACACGAGUUUAAAGUAAAUAGUUCAAAUAACUAACUAGGACACUUAUAUCAUCUGCACACAUUAGUUACCACAAAACUGUAAAUAUGGAAACGUUCGCCAACCCGCGCGCGUGCAUCCAUCGAUGAUGAGAGGAGAGUAACUUCGGAAACCCCAUCAUCAAACCUCCGUCAAUUACCAGUGCGAUCAACUUUGGCCAUGUAGGUAAUGGGAAAUCUUUCCAAUACGAUACAAAACGACAUUUCACUAACUCAAUUCAGGCGGAGCCAAAGUUCAUCAUGCAUUUGGUGCUGCAAGCGCAAGGAUACACUCAUCAAAAAAUCUAUGUUUGCCCAUUACGGGCUAUGCAAAUAGAGAACUACGAUGUGUAUGUAUGCUCGAUCGGCCCAAAUUUAUCUUAUCUUAUCGGGGACCCUUUCAUCAUAGUUGGUUCUUCGUGCGGGGAGUGAUGGCGAACCAGGAUUCCCUCAGACGGCAACCCUAUUGGUAUGUUUAGUUUUACCGCAAAACUUAUACGUCCCAAACUUACAUACUCUCACAUCGAGAAACUCGUGCUGGUGCGCGGACGGAGUUGUUCGUAUCGCUGGGGUAAUGAAACUAAUGGAGGGUUCACACACAACGGUACUUGAAAAUGUUUCGGUGGGUGGCUGAUUGGCGGGCAAAAGACAUACAUACAUUUUCUACAGGAGUAAAAUAAUAUUUGGUUCAAGUUACAUGAAAAAUACUUUGAGGCGUUGAAUAGAACGUGAUAGCGACUACCGCUUAACCGCGUGAAGUGUUAUAAUAUGUCCGUGGUCGUUUUUUCUUUCUCAAAUAAACAACGUUCGAAACUGCCGGAAGAGUCAGUUACGUGAAGAUGGAUUUUGUUCAGCCCCCAGAAAUAUGUGGAUGUUCACCGAUGCAGUCAUGCUGAGUUCAUUAGAUUGUGGCACAUCUUUCUACGAUCUAAAAGCACGGUUUUAUCAAUCCACUGAUUCCUUUAGACCUCAUCCUACACUCAUCCACGCUUGGUCGCCGAUUAUGUCUUAUCGUACAUUUCAGUACCUUUUGAGUAGCCUGUCAUGGUUGCAAUUGUGGAUGCGUCGACAUUCAAAGCAUCCCCAAUGAUGCUCUCGUAGAGUACGUACUCUUGAGUCAUCAUUCUAAGGAUACUGUCAUAUGAAGUGUUCUAUCCCUGAACCCCUGACCAGCGACGUAGUGAGGGUAGACAGCGCUCCCGGCGAACUAUGAGAAUGGCGUCCCAAAAAAAACCACUUUAUUUGAUUUUUUCACUAACUUUGAGUUUCUGAUAUUUUGAGAAAGCUUCUCACUUAUACCAAAGUUCACUUUGAGCAGUUUAUCCGUAUUUAGAAGGUUAGGAAAAAUCAUUACCAGCUUCGCUUAUUCUCUAGUCAAAUAUUUGCCUUGCGUAGAAUCACAUUGAGAACCCGACGUGGUUGGGAGGAAAGAUUGCAAAAUUCCUCAAUUUUCCAAAAUCGACUGUAAAUACCGUACUCAAACAUUACCGGGAGACGUCGAACACCGAUGAAAACCUAAAGAGAGUGAAUGAAAUGGUGCUUGAAAAUCGUCAUACCAGCUUAAGAGAGAUGUCUAGUGAAUUUGGCAUUGCAUAUGAAACGGUGCAGCAUAUUGUUUUGGGUGAGACGCGUGGUAGCCUAGCUUGUUCCGAAGGAACUAAAUUUCGUGCAAGAACACCAACAACAGACAGUUGCUGAAGAGAUGAUUUCUGAAGCCUUAAGAGAUCCAACCUUCGUGAAACGGAUAACUACGGGCGACGAGAUAUGGGCCUAUGAAUUGGACAUAGAAACAAAGCAAGAAUCGUCCGAGCAGCGUUUCGAAGACGAGAAAAAACCGCGUCAAAUCCACUCAAAAGUGAAGGUGAUGCUGAGUGUUUUCUUCGAUUGUCAACGCGUAGUGCACUAUGACAGUCAACAAAGAAUAUUAUUUAUCCGUUUUGAAGCGUUAGAGAGAUGUUGUAUGUUGCAAACGACCAGAAAUGUGGGCCGACAAUUCUUGGAUUUUGCAUGAUGGUAACACGCCAUCGCACCGAGCCAGAAUUGUACUGAAUUAUCUGACCAAACAUCAAGUAAAAACCACCGAGUAAGCCUGAUGGCCCCGUGCGACUUUUUUUUUGUUUCCCUAGUUGAUGUUGCCACUUCGUGGAAAAAGAUUUCAGUCGAUCGAUGAGAUCGAAGAGAAUGUGACGAGGGAACUAAAAGCCAUCCUUUCGUUGGCCUACCAGGGAUGCAUGGAGGACUGGGUCAAGCGUUGACACAUGUGUGUUGCUUCAGAUGAAUUGUGUUUUGAAAGAGAUCAAGUAAAUUUGCUUGAAAUUCAACUCUAUUUUGUUUCAAAGGGCGAACACGGGGGUCUCCGUAGCCACAUUGGUUGCGCGUUCGCUUAGUAAGCGAUCGAUCGUGAGUUCAAAACUCAGGGCCCUUAUUGACCAUCUUUAUGUUGUUACAGAAUAGCUACGUCCACGCAACAAAAUAAGAUCGAUUCAUCCAUACAACUGCUCUGCUCUGCCAGACACAUCGGGCUACUGUUCUAUAAAUAACUCAACAAUGAUCAAACAACUGUCUCCGCUGUCCGGUGGUCCAACUGGAUAAUGGAAGAACAGAAAGAAUACCCUUACACCUAAAUGGCUACUGUGUGAAUGUACCAUAUGUAAUGGUAUAGAAGGAAUACUGGCGAAUGGCAACUGUGUAAUGUGCUAAUUAUAGAUAUGAUAACCAUGUGACAUGUACACGAUUAAAAUUCGGCUCUGUUACAGCUAAAAUGCUAAUGAGCCUUAAAUAAAUAAAUGGGAUAAAAAAAAAGGGCGAACACGAAAUUAUUGCGGGCAUAACUUUUUUACCUUUGGGUAAAAAUCAACCAAAUUUUGCACACAUAUUGUCUACAUGCUGUCAAACUCGAAGUCGUGUUUUUCGAUUCAACGAAAAUGGAGGUGAACCAACGCGAGUCGAGAGAACAAAUUCUUUCCAAACACCUGGAAUUUCCUGACCUGUCGCACCGGCAGUUGGGAAAAAUGUUGAACAUUCACUAUUCAACCGUCUCCAGAGUGUUGAAGCGGUUCCAGGAGCGGUUGACGUUGGACCACGGCAAAGGAGCUGGAAGAAAACCGGGACCGGAGAACAAAAAGACGGAGGGAAAGGUGAAGCGGAUGAUUAAAGCAAAUUCCAACGUCUCAAGCCGUGAUUUGGCUAAAAAGAUCGGCAUGUCGCAGAGCUACGUCCAGAAUGCAAAGAAGAGAGCCGGACUACAUACAUACAAGGUACAGAACUUCCCAAACCGCAAUGAGCGGCAACAAUCGACGGCUAAAACUCGGGCACGGAAGCUCUACGAGAAGAUGCUGACAAAAUAUGGCUGCUGUGUGAUGGACGACGAAACGUAUAUAAAAGCCGAUUUUAAGCAAAUUCCGGGGUUGGAGUUUUUCACCGGCAAGAGCAAGUUCGAUGUGGACGACAAAUUCAAGAAGAAGAAAAUGUCGAAGUUCGCCUCCAAAUAUCUCGUUUGGCAGGCCAUCUGCUCUUGCGGACUGAGGAGUGAGCCUUUCGUGACAAAGGGCACAGUAAUUGGCGAGAUCUACAAAUCUGAGUGCCUCGAGAAGCGCCUUUUGCCGUUCUUGCAGCAGCACGACGAAGCUCCGCUAUUUUGGCCAGAUUUGACAUCAUGCCACUAUUAUAAAAGUGUCCUGGAGUGGUAUGAGGCCAAUUAUGUCCAUUUUGUUCCAAAGGACAUGAACCCGCCAAACUGUCCGGAGCUGCGCCCGGUGGAGCAGUACUGGGCAAUAAUGAAGCGGGAACUUCGGAAGAGCAAGACGACAGUCAAAGAAGAGAAGGACAUGUUGAGAAACUGGUACCGGAUGACACUGUAAAGACUUUGAUGGAGGGCAUCAAGCGAAAAUGCGUUCAAUUUUACACUCAAGGCUCCAUCGAUUAACUUUUCUUUUGAUUUUUGAAGUAAAUAUAUGUAAAAAAAACUACCCUAAAAUUUUGGUUUGAUUCUAAACAUUAUAAGAAAAUUGGCAUGACAUUUUCGGUGUCGCAAUAAUUUCGUGUUCGCCCUUUAUUUAGAAAAUCCCGGUACAUUUGAUCAUGGGUACGUAAAAAUGGAUUUUUAGAAAAAUACUCGGUAACAAAUUUUACCUUGUCAAGCGUAGGGUAGGUUCAAAUUUGUUUACGCUGUGUACGUUUACGCCCGUAAGUUGAUGAUUUGGCAAGGGAUCUGUAGGUAGUUGUGGAACGACGACAAUGAUUGUCAUCACUGGGGCAACAAUUACAAGGAGGAGUGUCUUCAGAACAGGAUUUUGCCAUUCAUUCUAUCACACUAUGGUCCAGUGAAGUUCUGGCCUGACUUGACAAGGUGCCAUUACAGCCGGGAUUGUAUCAAGUGAUAUAAGGAGAACAAAAUCGAUUUCAUUGAAAAAACUAUCAAUCCAUCAAAUUGUUCGGAUUUUCGAGAGAUAUUGGACAAUAUCAAAGGUAAAUUGAAGAAAUGUGGCCGAACCAUCAAAAAUACAAUUCAAAUGCACCACUUUUCCACGUUAAUGUGCGGACAGAAGCAACCACUCAUGAUGGGUGUUUUUUCCUCAAUUGAACGAUGAAAUAUAUUUGUAGGAAAAAAAGAUAUUCAAAAUUCCUGGAUUUUGGCGCCCCGGCAAAUGCCGGGUUUUCCGCCCGCACACUACGCCACUGCCCCUGACUACUGUAUUCAAUUCCUAGCUCUCGACCGGUUACCUCCCGCCGUUGUGGAAAAUUUCGCACAUUACUCUAAUCCAAGGGUUUUCAUAUGGUGUUCCGCGGGAAAUUUGUGCUCCGCGAAGUUAUAGCAAAUGCUUCCAAUUUAAAACCCUCCUUGAGAAAAACAUUCUUCAAUUUAAUUUCACUGGGCAUAUAGUAAUUUAUCUCGUUCACUCCGGGUCAGAUGUCAUGUAACUGGGAUGCGUACCCAAAAUAGAGUUGUUUCCUGUUGGGUAAUGGCAAUGCAAAUACGAUUUGUUCUAUUGAUUAAAAAAUGCAGGUGCUCCGUCAAUUUUUUUGCUAUAAAAAGUGCUCUGCCAUGAAAAAAAUCUGUAAACCCCUGCUGUAAUUCAUAAGAUGGGCCCACGCUCAGAUGCCGAAAACUACCGGGGCGUUGCAAACCAGUCUGCGAUGCCAAAAUUGCUUGUUUACUCCCACCUUUACGAACGGAUUAUUGAUCAUGUUUUAACAACACAGUAUGGGUCAGUUGUGACGAACCUAUGCGAAUUGUGCUGUACCGUCACAGAUUAUACAUCCAAAGGGUAUCAGGUGGACUGUAUUCAUACAGACAUGAGCAAGGCCAUCGAUGUGGUAGAAGUAGAUAGUAUAAUGGGCGCGGUGCUUGAUUUCGGCAUUGACGUUGAAAUGUUCGAAUGGAUUAGGACGUAUUUGGAGGGCAGAACAGAGUAUGUGCAAGUGCACAAAAAUGCGUCUAAGUCCUUUGGUGUUAAUUCAGGAGUUCCGCAAGGUAGUCAUUUGGGGUCUAUUCUGUUUGUCAUGGUCAUGAAUAAGUUAUCGUCAUGUUUGACCAACGCAAAAGUGCUUAUAUACGUGGAUGAUGUGAAGAUUUUCCUGCCCGACACAUCGAUCGGCUUCAGCAUGAUUUGAUCAGAAUCGUCGAGAGCAACGAACUAAGUGUAAACCCCAGCAAAAGUUCCGUUAUUAAUUAUACCCAGAGUUGUCAAUAAUAUUUUACAAAGAGUGGAAGAUUGCUCCUAAAAAAACUGGAAUAAAACUGGAUCCUGUAAAACCGUUUUAUUUUGAGAAGAUAGGCUUUCAUUUAUCUUAAAUGAUUUUUUUUACUCAUUCUUAUUGAGAAAAAGAAUUUCUUUCGAAGCUUCGUGUAGUUAAGGUAACAACUACAUCAGUACGUAGAUUAGUUAACCCUCAGUCAUCUGUAAUCUUUCUGUAUUUUAGAUACUGAAUAACAAAAGUGCUACGAAUUUUGUUUUGUAAGGCACCCAGAUUCUAUAUUUCCCAAUCAUACGGUGUUAAAUGGCCCAGCAGAAGUACAAUAUGCUCAUAAGCUGUUUCUCUCAGAGACUAAAGCUCAGAGAAACAGCUUGUAUGAAUGAGAGAUUCCAUCAAUCUAUUCACGUCAUGACCACCAGCGAAGAGAAGAAACCGUUUCUCCGGUGAGCGUGUUCUCCCAGUGUAUUAAUUCUCCAGUCCGCGCUCUUUUUUCCUACAUGCUCUGAGCACAUAAUAUAGAUGCCAGAUGUGAAGACAUACUUUCGUUUCGAAGACAUUUAAUUUUGUGAAAACAUACUGAGAUCAUUUCAAAGUAUGUGAAAACAAUUGGUUGUGUGAUUUAUCGAACAUGAUUUAGAAAUAUCGUGAUGGGUUGCUUAUUUUUGUUCAUUAAGAUUACAUUUGAAGACAUUUGAUGGUGUCAUGCAGAGAUAUUUGAAAAAAUCAUCUGGCAUCCCUCACAUACAAGCUAUUUCUCUCGUGAGAAUGUUAUCCAGCCGAAAGUGAGCAAAUUGCCCCGAUCGAGGGUAUGCCAUACUGCCCGAUGGUAAGCUGAUGCGGAAAAUAACAAAUUGAGAAGGAAAUGAAUCCUUUCUUAACAUUUCCUUCAUCUGAGACAUCCACUGGGAACUCGACUCAAUAAAUAUGACUCGCUGUUAUCGGCUCUGAGUCGGUUUUAAGCAACAAAAACCUUAUAGAAAUGAUGUAGAAAAUUAAAUCGAAAAUCGCUUCCAACGAUUUUUUUUUCUUAUUUUGCUUUAAUGUUACAAAUGUAAAACUUGCAGGACAGAGUUGGCCCAUGAUUUAAGCCCCAUCUUGGACAUUGCUCACAUUUUUUUAGGUCGCUGCCUAUUUUUCGUUCCGUAGCUUAAGGAUGUAUGAGGUCCUUUUGUUUUCGCAAUUGUCAAUUGUCAAACCCAGAGCAUUCUCCACAUAUUUUUGGAUCUCGAACGGUUUUUGGGAAUUGUAUUCGAUACCAGUGUCUUAGACUAUCAACAAAUAUUCACGAGUAACGAAUAUGAUUUUAUUAGGCUGUCAAAAAAGUCCUGCGGUAUUUUUUUUUGAAUUUUCAUUUGUUCUUAAAAUUAGUUACAAUCAUCUGUUUUAAGUCGAAUAUGCGCCGUUUUGUGCGAUGACUUGUUCCCAACAAGAUGCCAACUGUUCUAGAAGCUCGCUUCCUUAUUGGCAAAAAACUCGGAUAGCCAAUUUUCACAGGCCUCUUUUGUGGCUAACUUCUGACUACCUAGCUCGUUCGCCAUGGACAAAAACAGGCGGUAGUCACUUGGUGCAAGGUCCGGACUAUACGGCGGAUGCAAAAGAACCUCCCAUCCGAGCUCCCGGAGCUUCUGGCGCGUCACCAAAGAAGUGUGUGGCCUGGCGUUGUCCUGAUGGAAGACAAUGCGGCCACUGUUUAUCAAAGAUGGCCUCUUCUUCAUAAGUGCUACCUUCAAGCGGUCCAGUUGUUGGCAGUACAGGUCCAAAUUGAGCGUUUGGCCAUAGGGAAGCAGCUUAUAAUAGAUUAUUCCUUGACAAUCCCACCAAACACACAGCAGAACCUUCCUGGCCGUUAAUGAGGGCUUGGCCACCGUCUGAGCCGCUUCAGCGGGCUUCGACCACGACCGUUUGCGCUUCACGUUGUCGUAAGUGACCCACUUUUCAUCGCCAGUCACCAUCCGCUUCAGAAACGGGUCGAUUUUGUUGCGAUUCAGCAGCGAUUCACAUGGGUCGAUACGGUCAAAGAUGUUUUUUUGUGUCAACGUGUGUGGCACCAAUACAUCGAGCUUCUUUGUGAAUCCAAGCUUCUUCAAAUGGAUAAUAACGGUUCGAUGACUUAUCCCCAGCUCUUGGCCGAUGCUACGGCUGCUACUAUGCCGGUCUUUCUCGGCUAAUUCAGCGAUUUUGUCGCAAUUUUCAACGACAGGCCUUCCGGAGCGUGGCGCAUCUUCGACGACCUCUACACCAGAACGAAAACGUUGAAACCAUCGUUGUGCGGUGGAAAUGGAAACUGUAUCGAGUCCAUAAACUGCAAAAAUUUUAUUGGCAGCUUGAGAUGCAUUUUUGCCUUUCUCUAUAGCGGCUCACUUUUUCUCUUUCUCUAUAGCGGCUCACUAGCGUUUUAGCUGUAACAGAGCCGAAUUUUAAUCGUGUACAUGUCACAUGUUUAUCACAUAUAUAAUUAGCACAUUUACACAGUUGCCAUUUUUCGGCGUUAGAAUAUUCCCUUCUAUACAAUUGCAUAUGGUACACAUUUUUACACAGUAGCCAUUUAGGCGUAAGAGUUUUCUAUCUGUUCUUCCAUUAUCCAGUUAGACCGGACAGCGGAGACAGUUGAUUGAUCAUUGUUGAGUUAUUUAUAGAACAGCAGCCCGAUGUGUCUUGCAGAGCAGAACAGUUGUAUGGAUAAAUCGAUCUUAUUUCGACCGUGGAUCGAUUUCCAUCGCUUAUGAUUGUUGCGUGGACGUAGCUAUUCUGUAACAACAAAAAGAUGGUCAAUGAGGGUCCUGAGUUUUGAACUCACGAUCGAUCGCUUACUAAGCGAACGCGCAACCAAUGUGGCUACGGAGACCCUCAUUUUUGCCUUUGUCAUAGUAGUACUGUAAAAUAUGUCGGAUUUUCUCUUUAUUUUGCUCCAUAUUUGCGACACUAUAACUCACGAACGACUUAACCAAACAAAACACUGUCAAGGACUAUAUUAUAAAUACCUUUCCAACAAGCUAUAGUAUGACUCGAUACAAUGAAUACAACUAGAACUACGCGCUUACAACGACACCUCGCGGAAAUACCGCAGGACUUUUUUGACAGCCUAAUAUUUCAGUGUAAAUGACUUUUUUUCAGCUUCAAACACACUGCCUUUAUUAUAUUGAUAGCGGCCCGUCCCAUGUUUUCCCAAGUUUCCCGCAUACUCAUUGAAACAAAUGAGCCCUGGUGUUUGGUUUGUUCAAAUUGAUUAUUCAAUCUUUCCACUUAAGGUGAAGGUGGAAGCUAGCCAUUGUAGUAGUAUAGGUAAAACCACGUGUAAAAAUGGGGUAAUAGUGUUUGUGAGAGAAGAGCAAAGCACAUGUAAAUAGAUCAAUUCACUUAUCAGUGGCGCUUCAUUGACACGAGUCUUUGAAUACAUUUGAAAAAAAAUAACAAUUCAAUACUGAAGUUAAAUGUAUGAACGAUAUGUUCCGAUGAACGAUUGCAAACAUAAAUAUAUAUGGAAGGUGCAUUUGAAUAUGAAGUAAAAUUCUGAUUAUACGCGAGCGUAACAUGAGCAAAUUUAUAACACAUGCGAAUUGGGGCUCUUUUGAUAUUAACAAGUUCUUCCGCAUAGUAUCGAUGCUGAUAAUUCCUCAAUUUUUUUCCUUCGUUGGUCGUAUUGUUUUCACAUAUUCACGUUGGAGAGCCUUAACCCUUCUCUUCGUUGGCCGAGACAUUUAGAUUGAAUGUAAUAAUUUUCCGUUUAUUGUUUUUGAAAGCAUAGGGAGCCGUGGCAGUGUUCCGAGUUCUGCAAUACAAUUUUCUUACCCUAUGUUAAAGUUGCUAAAACUAACAUAAUAUACCCAUUAAACGUAAAAAUAAUGAUUGUUGAUAUCAACACAAUUUUAUUCUAUUGAUUUUCAUAACAUGAAACGCUUUAACUCAGGAAUAACAUUUUAUUGAGUGGUUUUGAUAGCUGUUUCGAUGAUGUUGUCUGGCAUCAGUAACGAAAAAAUAACGAUGCUUUCACCAAUAAAAAUAAAACCAUUGCCGAAGAUUGAAAAAUGAAAAUUUAACUUUCAGAGCACUUGCUCGAGUUUUCCGACGUUUUUCACUAUACAGUGCGACAGCAGGUGAAAAUUUAAUAUCUUGUGAGUAAUCGAUUAGAGUUUGGUUGAUAUUACUUCAUGGGAAAUGUGCGAAAACGAUCAUUUUCUUCACACUGUUUCGCAAAAUUAUUGAUUUUCUGGCGAGGGGUGAGGGAGGGAGAUGAAAGAAAUGAGCGCCAUUGUGGCAGCCAUUUGUGGCUAGCUUCCACCUUCACCUUAAACGCGCUGGAAAAGGGAGUUGUAUGUAUGUAGUGUGUAUGCAUGUCUUCUAUCUCUCUGUCUCUCUUUUCUCUCUCAGAAAAUUUUAAAAUUACCUUUUAGCCUCGAGGAAGCCUGUUGACUGACUGGCUAGAGCGAGAAUAGAAUUUAAAUUUUCUUCUUACUAUUUAGGUUUGAAACACCAAAGUUCAUUUUCCUCUUACCUUGAAAAGUCCACUGAGGAUAGCAAAACUAACUCUCUCGUAACCUUUGAAAGAACGAUUUUUAAAGUUAUUUAAUGGCAUAUUCAUUCUACAGUUUUGCAUUUUUAUUAUUAUUUGUAGGACAACCUAUUUAAGUAGCAUUGUGAGAAACAUAUCAGCCAUUCCUCCAUCAAGGGGGGACCCCGAUCUGGAAAAUCGAAAAAAUCGAAUUUUUGUUUUUUGCAUUUUUGAGUACUUAUGCCCUAGGAAAUGUUAUCCCAAAAGUAUUUUUCGUAAAAAUGGAUUAUCUGAAGCGUUACAUAACCGUUUUUCAUGUUCCUUUAUUCCAUUUUUUUUGAGCUUUUAAACAACGAUUUUUCAUGUAAAAUAACUUAUUUUUAAAAAAGACCGCCAUUUUGGAAUUUUUUUCGAAUUUUCAAAAACUAUGCAACGCCUCAAGUAUUGCCUUAAAGCUUCAAAAUAUUCAUUGGAAUUUGUUCUACGACACCCCGUUGCUUCUGUACUACGGAUCCAGCUGUCAACAGUGUUAUAAUUAUUAUUCGUGCAUUAAAAAAAUGGAAAAUACUACUUCAUAUAAACCUUAAACAAUAACCAAAAUACCCGAACACAGAAGUGUAUAUAAUAUUGCCAUGCCUGGAAAGCAUCUAAUUAUUUGUUAAUUUGUGUUGUGUUAUUUGUAGUACCGUAAACCGGGGGCAAAUUGAUCACGAUUUUCAGAAAAAUGUAAAUAUUUCCGAAUUUUUUUGUUAGAUUUAAACCUAAUUAUUUUUUAAAUCAGUACUGGUGCUAAGGCCACAAAACGUUAUGGAAUUUGUUGAAAAAAAUCCUUGAGCGUUAAUUUGGAAAAUUUUUAGCAGAAAAUUUCAAAAUUUUACUUCGGGGUGAAAUUGAUAAAUCUAUGUUUUUCAGGAUUUUCUAGUGUCAUACGCACAAAAAUGUAUACAAAAUCUAUUAUUUCUUCACCUACGGUCAUUUGAAUGGGAUUUGAACACUGAUCUGUAGGUCAUCCGGAGACCAUUCCGGUUAUCCUAAUGUGAAAUCCUUGAAAUUGUCACCAAUAAGCUAGUUUUGCCAAACCAAGAUGUUCGAUAUGUCGAAUGAUGGGAUUCGGUUCUGGUCAUGCGUCGUGCUGUUUUUGUAAAAUAGUAUGUUUUUUACUUGUUUGAAUAGUAAUUACAAGUAUUUGAAUGCUUAUUCAACUCAUCAAGUAUCGGCUAGAAGUGGAUUAAUAUGUUUAGCGUCUAUAAAUAUUGUUUUGAUUUGUUGAAAAUAUGUUUCUUUACCAUAGUUGAAAAUGAAAACGAAAAUGCUAUUUAGAAAAAUAUUGUUUUUUAUGCAAUUUAAUAAGGGAUUCGUUGAGAGCCAUUGGCAAAAAGAACCUUCAGAUGAUGCUUGAACAGAUCAAAAAAUUUUAAAAUUAAAUUAAACUAAAUUGAUCUGAAAAUUUAUGUUUGUUUUCAUCAAUACGUUUGAUCAAUUUGCCCCCGGAUGACGGUACCGUGUUCUUUGUAGCACCGGGGUGAGAUUGGAUCAAAUCGAAAGAAAUUGCAGUUAGUGAUAUCUAGACAAGUAUUGCAAAUAUUUUUGAAAGCUGUGAACCGUUUAGGAGGAGAUAUAUUUUCACUACUUCCAGUGCAUAAUACUUUACUGUAAUACAAAUAGUUAUUGUUUAGUAAUUUAUCAAAAUUUGAUGUAUUUACAAAUCAAGCUUAGACCUAUUCUCAUCCCCAUCGACGGUACUUUAGCGAAUUAAUCUAAUCCGGCGAACAAAACAGUAGAAAACUA
Molecule: messenger RNA, 16712 nt
Organism: Toxorhynchites rutilus septentrionalis
Lineage: Eukaryota; Metazoa; Arthropoda; Insecta; Diptera; Culicidae
Exons: 7
Coding region: 2100-4307 (735 amino acids)
Molecular function (GO): protein binding
Source: RefSeq, a predicted model, not a curated record